UACAAGCAAGAGAAGAGAGGUGUGAGCAGUCGUGAGCCGUGGUGACCAUCAACACUAACAACAACAACAACAACAAGGUUCUCUGUCAGAGUUCUUCAACCUCAUGUACCUGAGUCUUGCUGUAAAAGGAACACUGUUCCCUUUGUUUCCAUCUCCCAGUUUUGGGCAGUAUUUCACUUCCCUGCAUGGAGAACCUGGGCUGCAGCACCAAGAAAGUUUUCACUGACACUUCAAGCCGCAACAAGGUGUCUGCAGCACUCCUACGUAAUUUACACUAUUGAUGGUUUACUGUAACUGGGGCAAGUUUCAUGCAGCUAUUGGCAUAUAUAAAUUAGCUAUAGUACAACAGUUGAGCACAAUGGUGGUCCUUAACAUUAAACGUGGUAAUGAAAGCCAGUUUUUACUAGAGACAACAGUUCAAGCCCCGGUGGAAGAAGUGCUCAACAGAACAGUGAUGAUUCAUAAUGGUAGACUGAAAGUUUACAGAAUCUGUACUGAAAUGGAAUUACUAGCCGAGCAUGGACCAUCUCUCCCACCCGAGAUGCAAGGCCUUACUGAAGAUCAAAUCAAAGACCUUCAGCUUGAAGAUAAUUGGGCUAAAAUUUGUAUAGCAAGUGGUGGUGUUAAGGAAAAUAAGGAUGUGUGUGGAAGAAGAAAUGGUUGCCAACCACUGGAGAAGAUGCAAGAAGUGUUGUUGAAGACUGUUGCUGAAGCUAAGGCAAUUGUAUCUAAA
This is a messenger RNA of Cherax quadricarinatus, 733 nucleotides long. Lineage: Eukaryota; Metazoa; Arthropoda; Malacostraca; Decapoda; Parastacidae. The record is from RefSeq and is a predicted model, not a curated record.